UUCCGGCAGCUCGGCACUCCGCUGCUGUGACAGCUGGCUCUGGCAGGAGCUGUGCGGUCGCGGGCUGAGGGCUGUUGAUGGACUGUGUUUCCCUGCCGAGGAUAUUUCAGUGAAGCGGGUGUCAACACCGGACCCCAGCAGACCCGCAUCCCUCCCGGUCCGGCCAUGGACGAGCAGGCGGGCCCCGGUGUGUUCUUUAAUAGCAGCGGCAGUUCGGGCUUACCCGGCGCAGGGAACGUUAAAGCUCCGCAGCCAGGGGACGGCGGCGGAGAGGCGGCUCGGGCUCAAUACAGCAUCCCGGGGAUUUUACACUUUCUCCAGCAUGAGUGGGCCCGCUUCGAGGUGGAGAGGGCCCAGUGGGAGGUGGAGCGGGCCGAACUGCAGGCUCAGAUCGCCUUCCUGCAGGGUGAGAGGCGGGGCCAGGAGAACCUGAAGAAGGACCUGGUGAGACGAAUCAAGAUGCUGGAGUACGCUCUCAAGCAGGAGAGGGCCAAAUACCAUAAGCUGAAAUAUGGAACUGAGUUGAAUCAGGGAGAAAUCAACCCACCGAGUUAUGAUUCAGACGACGGGAACGACAACGAGACUCCAAGUCCUCCAAACAGCAGCCAUCAGCUCAGCUGGAAACAAGGACGCCAGCUGCUCAGGCAAUACCUGCAGGAGGUCGGAUACACGGACACCAUCCUGGAUGUGAAGUCUCAGAGGGUGAGGGCGCUGCUCGGUCUCCCCGGAGACUCAGGAGACAAACCAUCAGAGAAGAAAACCGAGCCGAUGGUCAACGGCACCGAGCCGUCCUCGCUGAAGGACAGCGGCAUGGUCAGUAAACCUGACAUGUCUGAUUCGGCCACCGUGUUGGAGGCCUUCAAGUUCAUCGAGAGCGCCGCAGCAGAGUUCAGCGACGAGGACGAGGAGGAGGACAGCGAAGGGAGGGACAAAACCAUCCUGGACUUGGCUGCAAUGGUGAGAAAGAAACAGUCGUCAACCCCGUCUUCCACGACCUCUGACCUCAGUGAUGAUCCCGACACAGAGGACGCGCUGAAGGGUUUCGAUUUCUUGGCGAGUCCAGAUGAGCUGGACGGAUCACCCGAGUCCAGGAGUGCGGAGGACAGCGGAGAGUGGGAGAAGGAAGAGCAGUCUCCUCUGGGUGAAAUGGCCUGGGACGUGGACCAGGGACUGAUAGCCCAGCUCAAGGAGCAGUACAGGAAGGAACGCAAGGGCAAGAAGGGGGUGAAGAGACCAAACCGGUCUAAACUCCAGGACAUGCUGGCUAACCUGCGGGAAACGGAGGAGCUCCCCUCCAUGCAGCCGACCGUGACGCCUCCCUCCCGGCCAAGCGUACCCAGGCUGAACGAGCACGAAGUCGGACGCCCUGAUGACGAGGCGAUGACCUUCCUGCCGUCGUCUGGGAAGUCAUUCAUUCUGGGCCGAGUGGACGAGGCGGUUUCUAAUGAGCUCGGACUGGGAGAACUGGCCGGGCUGACUGUCGCCAACGAGGCCGAAGGCCUGAUGUAUGACAUCGCCAACAACAAAGAUGCCCUGAGGAAAACGUGGAACCCGAAGUUCACCCUGCGGAGCCACUUUGACUCGGUCCGGAGUCUGGCCUUCCACCCACUGGAGCCGGUUCUGGUCACCGCCUCCGAGGAUCACACCCUCAAACUGUGGAACCUCCAGAAGACGGCGCCCGCCAAGAAGUGUGCCGCUUUGGACGUGGAGCCCAUCUACACAUUCAGAGCCCACAGCGGUGCCGUCCUGUGUGUCACCAUGAGCUCCAGCGGUGAGCAGUGCUUCAGUGGGGGGGUGGACGGCACCAUUCAGAGCUGGAACACCCCCAACCCCAACAUCGACCCCUACGACUCAUACGAGCCGUCUGUCCUGAGGGGGGCGCUGUGUGGUCACACAGACGCAGUGUGGGGUCUGGUCUAUGGCUCAGCUCACCACCGCCUCCUCUCCUGCUCGGCCGAUGGCACGGUCCGGCUGUGGAACGCCGCCGACACCUCGCCGUGUCUCGCCAUUUUCAAUGAGAGAGGAGAGCUCGGCGUUCCGACCUCUGUGGACCUGGUGAGCAGCGAGCCGGCUCACAUGGUGACGUCCUUCAGCACCGGACACAUCGGACUCUUCAACAUGGAGACGCAGCAGCUCGUCCUGAAGCUGGAGUCCGCUGGUCCUCCAGAAGCUCCCUGCAAGAUCAACAAAGUGCUGAGCCAUCCCACGCUGCCAAUCACCAUCACUGCUCAGGAGGACCGGCACAUCCAGUUCUUCGAUAACAACACAGGUAAACUGAUCCACUCCAUGGUCGCACACCUGGACUCUGUCACAAGUCUGGCUGUGGAUCCAAACGGACUUUACCUCAUGUCUGGAAGUCACGACUGCUCGAUCCGUCUGUGGAACAUGGAGAGUAAAACCUGCAUCCAGGAGUUCACCGCACAUCGGAAGAAGUUUGAGGAGUCCAUCCACGACGUGGCGUUCCAUCCCACCAAGUGCUACAUCGGCAGCGCCGGGGCCGACGCGCUCGCCAAAGUCUUCGUAUGACCUGAAUCUGGUCAGCUGACCGCGGAGCGUUGCGGAGAGGGAACGCCCUGACGCACCCGGCGUUUUUUGGACAGAUGGAGGCGGUCGUUUCCUCUUCUGAAGGCGACCCGACCGUCCCCUUUAAGGUUCUUCUUGUGUAAAUCCCCACCCCACCCCACCGGACUCAGGCUGGCCCGGGUCCACGAAACAAACCAACCUCGGCAUGAAUGAGUGAAUGAAAGGAAGAAAAGGAUUUAACACAGGAGGCCGCGGCACUUUCCCCUCAAGCUGGAAUCGUUUUCUUUCUCUAACAGGUCCAACCUCACGUGUCGCUCAUCAACCCCGAACUCACCGCAGCCGUCUGUCGAGUUUCUCAUCGUAACGUGCCUUUUUUCUUCAGAGCAUACUUUCUUUAAGAGGAUUGGAAGAUUUGAGAGCAGCAGAAGACAAGCCGUCAGAGCUGGAGAGGACUCCGUGCGGAGCGGAGGCCAUUCAGUCGACAAGCAGCCAAAUUGAACCCUGAGAGGACCUCAGUUUGGGGAUUUUUAGUCUCUCCUGUCUGAAGCUGUGUGCGCAGCCUGAAGAACACAACUUCAUUAAUCAGACUGUGACAGCCAAAUUACUAAAAAUGACAGUUUGAAAAGUGGGGAGAUCCGAACUGCCCGCUUCCUGGAUCUUUGUCCCGGCAGGCGUCGCCAUCUUUAAAGAUCAUUCUGCAGUUACGCUAAAGUCACAACGUCCGCCUCUGCUGCAGAGUCAGGGAGACGAGCGCUUCAAGUUAGACUGAUGGUUUUUGCUCGAGAACGUGAAUUUUCACGCUGGUGGUUUCUCACAGACCUCACAGGAAUUUCUCCUACAGUUCGAAACACACACAGAGUUCAUUUUGACUUUCAGUUCAGUGUAAGAAGAGAUCAACUCUGGGUUCCCCACAAAGUCUGAAAGCUCCCGUUUAAAUGAAAACAUGCUGUGGGCACCAACGAGCUGUCCAGCUGACGCUGACCUCAGGGCAGAGCCGGCACACGCCGCAGAGGUUGGAUCUCUCGGCUGGUUUGGGAACACUUGUGUGGAGGUUGUGGAGGAAGUGGCUGGAUGAACUAUCAUAAGUGCAUUAUUGACAUCAUAUCAGUGCAUCAUUUUUAAAACGUGAAACCCGACUUCUGUCUAAAACACAAGUUUCUGUCGUACUGUUUGCCACAUAAAAAUGAAUUAAAAGUUUCACAGUUACAAAGACCGAGCUGCUGGGACGAGUUUAUAGAAGAUCGGCAUGAAUUAUCCCAAACACAACCUGCAGCAGCAGAACUGGAAGUAGGAGCACACAGGUCAGAUCAAACUGCCGGAUAAGGUGGAGAUUACUCCAAAGACGACAAUGUGUAAAAAAUAAAGAACAAUAAAAGAUUAAAACGACCGCAGCGUCACAAACUGAAGGCUGACUGAAUCCCCGCUGCGGUCUGUGGUGGAGAGGCCAGCGUGGACCCCAAACACAUUCAUGACCUCACCUGCAGUCCCGGCAUGAACCGGGAAGGGCAGAAUCAGCCUCCCAGAUGGCGCCACCUGCUGGGAGCUCCAGGAACCGGAGCUGCUGCUGAUGGAUCAGCUGUGAUUUUUUCCUCUGCUUUAGGCUCCUCCCCCUCCUCUUCCUCACAGGUUGUUCAGUUUGGCUGCUUUUCCAUGUGUGACCCCCGCAGCAGAGCUUUCCCCUCCGGAAAUCAGGCAGAUCCGCCCGGAUCCCUCUGACUAAUCCCGACACAUGUUGUUUCUAACGCUAAUAAGCUUGUUGUAGGACACCUGAGUAACACCUGUGCCCCCC
Molecule: messenger RNA, 4312 nt
Organism: Archocentrus centrarchus (flier cichlid)
Lineage: Eukaryota; Metazoa; Chordata; Actinopteri; Cichliformes; Cichlidae
Product: striatin-like
Exons: 18
Coding region: 166-2526 (786 amino acids)
Cellular component (GO): dendrite
Molecular function (GO): armadillo repeat domain binding; protein-containing complex binding; calmodulin binding
Source: RefSeq, a predicted model, not a curated record